Molecule: messenger RNA, 210 nt
Organism: Penicillium oxalicum
Lineage: Eukaryota; Fungi; Ascomycota; Eurotiomycetes; Eurotiales; Aspergillaceae
Exons: 1
Coding region: 1-210 (69 amino acids)
Source: RefSeq, a predicted model, not a curated record
AUGCCAACAUGGAUGCCAACCAUGUUACCUAAGCAAUAUCUUGCAUCGAUAAGCGCUGAUACCCUGCUCCCCAGAGCGCUGCGAGCUCUCGUUUCCGUAAAUGAGCAUUUAACCCUUGACUUUCCCGAGCGAGUUGUGUACAAUGCGUUCUAUGAGGAGUCCAAAGUCAGUACCAUCAGCAGCGGAGCUAAUCGGGAAGUAACAGUAUGA